This is a messenger RNA of Phaeodactylum tricornutum CCAP 1055/1, 612 nucleotides long. RefSeq lists its product with no specific name. Bases 1 to 612 code for a protein of 203 amino acids. The transcript has a single exon. The record is from RefSeq and is a predicted model, not a curated record. NCBI's taxonomy places the organism in Eukaryota, Bacillariophyta, Bacillariophyceae, Surirellales, Neidiaceae.
AUGUCGCAAAUGGAAGAAUCAGAGGCUCGAGCGAAUUUACAAGCGACAUUGGACGGCACAACCACUAGUUCCACGGCGAUGACGGCCGGAGAGGAAUCCCAGCCUCAAGCAAUAUCUCCAUCUGCCGUCAUCGUCGGUAACGCGUUGACCGAAUCGGAACCAUCCAGCGAAGAACCUGAGUCGAGCCAUUUAAAUCCUGAAGGAUCCUUCGGGUAUGACGCCGAUGCAUCAAAGCACGGUCUCGAUUUAAGGCCGGGUCGCAUCGAAGAAAAGUUGCUGGACGAGCUGUCACCGUCGCGUUCGACGGUCGAAAUUGUAGACGAGGGCGAUGGCGGCGAUACCAAGGUAGAAGCUGCCCCUGAUUUUUUUAAUUACGGUCUCGAAUUUUGGGAAAAGUCCAGAGCCACUUGGCUUGCUACUAAUCGCGAUGAAACGCGAAUAUCUCCACACGCCAAGCCUUUGGAAGUGGACGAGAUCAUCGACGCCAUUUUUGCCGCCCCUCGGCAGUGGCGGGAAACUACGGGACCUACACGCUUUCCGACGCCGGUACCGCUUCCGCAAAUGAUUGACAUUCUGCAGGAUUUAUGGGAAGCUGAGGGACUGGAGGUUUAG